Molecule: messenger RNA, 7402 nt
Organism: Apus apus (common swift)
Lineage: Eukaryota; Metazoa; Chordata; Aves; Apodiformes; Apodidae
Gene: CCDC88A
Product: coiled-coil domain containing 88A
Exons: 30
Coding region: 485-6514 (2009 amino acids)
Biological process (GO): cytoskeleton-dependent intracellular transport; cytoplasmic microtubule organization
Cellular component (GO): centrosome; cytoplasm
Molecular function (GO): microtubule binding; dynein light intermediate chain binding
Source: RefSeq, a predicted model, not a curated record
UGGGUUUGGGGAUUAUUUCUUUUUUAAAAUUUUUGAUUGUUUUUUUUUUGUGUGUGGGGAAGGGUCUGGAUGAGCAUGCGGAGUUUUACUGGAAUUUCUCCUUCCUUUCUGAGGAGCUGCCGCUGCUAAAGCAGAUUUUUCCUUUUUUUUUUUUUUAUAUUUUUUUGUCUGAUGCAGAAUCCCAGUAGCUAGGCAGCCUCCCUCCUCCCUUGCUUCUGCCCCUCGGUAUGUAGAAAGGGAAAGACAUCAACGGAGAGGCUGAGACACGCGUAGAUGGACUUUCAAAUGCAUUUUUUCUUGAAAGACGAAGAUAAACCCCGGUUGCCAGUGCACUGACUUUUUUUGUUGCUGUUGCACUGUUGCAUAAAAAUGGGGUUCACUUACUCUAGCUGAAUCCUCGGAGCAUUUCAGAGUUGCUACAGUGAAGGACUUCCCAUAUUUUUUUGCAUCAGAGGAGCUACAUUGAUGGUUUUUCUUUUGUAAAAUGGAGAACGAAAUAUUCACACCCCUUUUGGAGCAGUUCAUGUCUAGCCCUCUUGUCACCUGGGUUAAGACGUUUGGACCGUUAGCUGGAGGAAAUGGGACCAACCUGGAAGAAUAUGUGGCACUAGUGGAUGGCGUGUUUCUGAACGAAGUCAUGCUGCAAAUUAAUCCAAAGUCUGGUAAUCAGAGGAUAAACAAAAAAGUAAACAAUGAUGCAUCAGUAAGAAUUCAAAAUUUGUCUAUUUUGGUGAAACAAAUAAAAACUUACUAUCAGGAGAAUUUGCAGCAGUUGAUCAUGAUGUCUUUGCCAAAUGUAUUAAUAAUUGGCAAAAAUCCUUUUUCCGAGCCAGGUACUGAAGAAAUAAAAAAGCUUCUCCUGCUUUUGCUUGGUUGUGCAGUUCAGUGUCAGAAAAAAGAAGAAUUUAUUGAAAGAAUCCAAGGUCUGGAUUUUGACACCAGAGCAGCUGUGGCAGCCCAUAUUCAAGAGGUUACUCACAACCAGGAAAAUGUGUUUGAUCUGCAGUGGAUGGAUGUCAUUGUGUUGACACAAGAAUAUGUUGAACCUCUUUUGAAAAAUAUGGCAUUGCAUUUAAAAAGACUUAUAGAUGAAAGAGAUGAGCACUCAGAGACUAUCAUAGAACUCUCAGAAGAACGGGACUGUCUCCGUUUUCUACCUCACGCGUCGGCAGCACAAUCACCAUGUGGCUCCCCCGGCAUGAAGCGCACAGAGAGCAGGCAGCACCUCUCAGUGGAGCUGGCAGAUGCCAAAGCAAAGAUAAGGCGGCUUAGGCAAGAACUUGAGGAAAAAACUGAGCAGUUGCUUGACUGUAAACAAGAACUUGAACAGAUGGAGACUGAACUGAAGAGACUUCAGCAAGAGAAUAUGAAUCUGCUCUCAGAUGCCCGUUCUGCCAGAGUGUACAGAGAUGAAUUGGAUGCGCUUCGCGAGAAGGCAAUUCGAGUUGACAAGCUUGAAAGUGAAGUCAGCCGGUAUAAAGAGAGGCUGCAUGAUAUUGAAUUCUACAAAGCUAGAGUGGAGGAGUUAAAAGAAGACAAUCAAGUGUUGCUGGAAACAAAGACUAUGUUGGAGGAUCAAUUAGAGGGGACCCGAGCCCGUUCUGAUAAAUUACAUGAGUUAGAAAAGGAGAAUCUACAAUUAAAAGCUAAAUUACAUGAUAUGGAGAUGGAGCGUGAUAUGGACAGAAAGAAGAUUGAGGAACUCAUGGAGGAAAAUAUGACUCUAGAGAUGGCUCAGAAGCAAAGUAUGGAUGAAUCAUUGCAUCUUGGCUGGGAACUUGAACAGAUAAAUAGGACUACUGAAAUUUCUGAAGUGCCACAGAAAUCUCUUGGUCAUGAAGUAAAUGAACUGACAUCAAGCAGGUUACUGAAGCUGGAAAUGGAAAACCAAAGUUUGCUGAAGACAGUGGAGGAACUACAAAGUGCAGUGGGUUCUGCAGAAGGCAGUAGUUCAAGGAUUCUGAAAAUGGAAAAAGAAAACCAAAGACUUAGCAAAAAGCUUGAAGAGCUGGAGAAUGAAAUUAGCCAAGAGAAACAAAGUCUUCAGAACAGUCAAAAUUUGAGUAAAGAUUUGAUGAAAGAAAAAGCACAGCUUGAAAAGACACUUGAAGCACUUCGAGAAAAUUCAGAGCGACAAAUUAAGCUAUUAGAACAAGAAAAUGAACAUUUGAAUCAAACUGUAGCUUCUCUGAGACAGCGCUCGCAAAUCAGUGCUGAAGCGAGAAUGAAAGAAAUUGAAAAAGAGAAUAAAAUCCUUCAUGAGUCUAUUAAAGAGACCAGCAGUAAGUUAAACAAGAUUGAAUUUGAAAAAAAGCAAGUCAGGAAGGAACUGGAACACUAUAAAGAGAAAGGGGAGAGAGCAGAAGAGCUGGAGAAUGAGCUGCAUCAUCUGGAGAAGGAAAACGAAUCAUUACAGAAAAAGAUUACUAACUUAAAAAUUACUUGUGAGAAAAUAGAGGCCUUAGAGCAAGAAAACUCAGACCUGGAAAUGGAAAACAGAAAACUGAAAAAAACUUUGGAUAGCCUAAAAAAUCUCACUUUUCAAUUAGAAUCCUUAGAGAAGGAGAAUUCACAACUUGAUGAAGAAAAUUUGGAAUUAAGAAGAACAAUUGAAUCCUUGAAGUGUACAAGCAUUAAAGUGGCGCAAUUACAAUUAGAAAAUAAGGAACUGGAAAGUGAAAAGGAGCAACUUAAAAAAAGCCUUGAACUCAUGAAAGCCUCAUUUAAGAAAACUGAACGCUUGGAAGUCAGCUACCAAGGCCUAGACACAGAAAACCAAAGGCUCCAGAAAGCCCUUGAAAACAGCAAUAAAAAGAUUCAGCAAUUAGAAAGUGAAUUACAGGAUUUAGAGUCUGAAAAUCAGACUCUCCAAAAGAACUUAGAAGAGUUAAAAAUCUCUAGCAAGCGCCUAGAACAAUUGGAAAAGGAGAAUAAGCUGUUAGAACAAGAGACUUCUCAACUGGAAAAAGAUAAGAAACAGCUGGAAAAAGAAAAUAAGCGGCUUCGACAACAAGCAGAAAUUAAGGAUAGUACAUUAGAAGAAAACAAUGUAAAAAUUAGCAAUCUGGAAAAGGAAAAUAAAUCUCUAUUUAAAGAAAUAGUUGUAUAUAAAGAGUCAUGUGUACGCCUGAAAGAACUAGAAAAAGAAAACAAAGAACUUGUGAAAAGAGCUACCAUCGAUAAGAAAACCCUUGUCACUUUACGAGAGGACUUGGUGAGUGAAAAAUUGAAGACUCAACAAAUGAACAAUGAUCUAGAAAAACUUGCCCAUGAACUUGAAAAAAUAGGCUUAAAUAAGGAGCGUCUGUUGCAUGAUGAGCAGAGCAGUGAUGACAGUAGGUACAAGCUUUUGGAGUCAAAAUUAGAAUCCACACUUAAGAAGUCUCUUGAAAUAAAAGAAGAAAAAAUUGCUGCUUUGGAGGCUCGUUUAGAAGAAUCAACAAAUUUAAACCAGCAACUCCGUCAGGAACUUAAAACGGUGAAAAAGAACUAUGAAGCUCUUAAGCAAAGACAAGAAGAGGAAAGAAUGGUUCAGAAUUCACCUCCAAGAACUGGAGAAGACAAUCAAUCUGUCAAUAAGUGGGAGAAAGAAAAUCAGGAAACUACCAGAGAAUUACUGAAAGUUAAAGAUAGAUUAAUUGAAGUAGAAAGGAAUAAUGCCACACUGCAGGCAGAGAAGCAAGCACUGAAGACACAAUUAAAGCAGCUUGAGACACAGAAUAGCAAUCUGCAGGCUCAGAUUCUUGCACUUCAGAGACAGACUGUUUCUCUACAGGAACAAAAUACUACUCUACAAACUCAAAAUGCCAAGCUGCAGGUUGAAAAUUCCACCCUUAAUUCUCAAAGUACAUCUCUAAUGAAUCAGAAUGCACAGCUGUUGAUCCAGCAGUCUGCUUUAGAAAAUGAAAACGAGUGUGUGCUCAAGGAACGGGAGGAUCUGAAAUCCUUGUAUGAUUCACUUCUCAAAGAUCAUGAAAAACUGGAACACCUGCAUGAACGCCAAGCUUCUGAGUAUGAAUCCCUGAUUGCUAAACAUGGAAGUCUUAAAUCUGCACACAAAAAUCUGGAAGUGGAGCAUAAGGACCUAGAAGAUAGGUACAAUCAAUUGCUGAAACAGAAAGUGCAGCUGGAAGAAUUGGAUAAAGUACUCAAGGUAGAACAGGAGAAAAUGCUGCAGCAAAAUGAAGAACAUGAAACUGUAGCAGCAGAGUAUAAAAAACUCUGUGAUGAAAAUGAAAGGCUUACUCAUACAUACAGUCAGCUCUUGAGAGAGAAUGAAGUUCUCCAAACUGAUCAUAAGAAUUUAAAAACAUUAUUGAACAAUUCCAAACUAGAACAAACACGAUUAGAAGCAGAGUUUUCUAAACUCAAAGAACAGUACCAACAACUGGAUAUUACAUCAACAAAGCUAAAUAAUCAAUGUGAGCUGCUUAGCCAGCUUAAAGGAAAUCUGGAGGAGGAAAACAGACAUCUACUAGAUCAAAUUCAGACAUUAAUGCUACAGAAUAGAACACUACUUGAGCAGAAUAUGGAAAGCAAGGAUCUCUUCCAUGUAGAGCAAAGGCAGUACAUUGACAAGCUAAAUGAAUUAAGGCGACAGAAAGAGAAAUUGGAGGAGAAGAUAAUGGAUCAGUAUAAAUUUUAUGAACCAUCUCCACCAAGAAGAAGGGGCAACUGGAUCACUCUUAAAAUGAGAAAGCUGAUAAAAUCUAAGAAGGAUGUGAAUCGGGAACGUUUGAAGUCUGUGACCCUUACGCCGACCCGUUCAGAGUCCAGUGAAGGAUUUCUUCAGCUGCCCCACCAGGACAGUCAGGAUAGUUCCUCUGUGGGUUCCAACUCUCUUGAAGAUGGUCAGACCUUGGGGACCAAGAAGAGUAGUACCAUGAAUGACCUGGUGCAGUCCAUGGUCCUAGCAGGAGGACAAUGGACAGGUAGUUCUGAGCAUCUGGAGGGUCCUGAUGAUAUAUCUACGGGUAAAAGGAGGACAGAAUUGGGAGCUAUGGCCUUCUCUACUACAGCUAUCAACUUUGCAGCUGGCAACUCUUCUACAGGCUUCAGAUCCAAGCAGUUGCUAAAUAAUAAAGAUACUACAUCCUUUGAAGAUGUAAGUCCACAAGGUAUUAGUGAUGAUUCUAGUACAGGAUCAAGAGUUCAUGCUUCCAGACCAGCCAGCCUUGAUAGUGGCAGAACAUCCACUAGCAAUAGCAAUAACAAUGCUUCACUCCAUGAAGUCAAAGCAGGUGCAGUUAACAGUCAAAGUAGGCCGCAGAGUCACAGCAGUGGAGAGUUCAGUCUGCUCCACGAGCCUGAGGCAUGGUCCAGCAGCAGCAGCAGCCCCAUUCAGUAUCUGAAAGGUCCUACAAGAUCGAGUCCUGUGCUCCAGCAAAGAACACCUGAUACACUGGAGAGUCGUGGAAAACAGAGCAAAACUGGCUCUCCUGGAAGUGAAGUCAUGACCCUGCAACAGUUUUUAGAAGAAAGCAACAAAAGUACCUCAAGUGAGAUGAAAUCUGCAAGUGAAGAGAAUCUUUUAGAUGAAGUCAUGAGAAGCUUAUCUGAGUCUGCAGAGAUGACAGGAAAGGAAAAGUUAAGAAAACAGCCGUCUGCUGGCUGUGGUAUUGUGAGAUCAUUAAGUGUAAAAACUACAAUUGAUUUCUCAGAUGGACGAUCCGUUAAACCAGAGCAACUGGUAAGGCCCAGCUUUCGUAAAACUGAAGACAUCUACUGCACUAGCUCUCCAAUAAAAUUUACAUCCGGCGCUCCAGGGAAGACCAAAUCAGUUAAAGAGAAGAUACAAGCACCCAUAUCCCAGCGACAAUCAAGAGACUGCAAUCCUUACGCUACCUUACCUCGAGCAAGCAGUGUCAUUUCCACGGCAGAAGGAACUACUCGAAGGACAAGCAUUCACGAUUUUUUGUCUAAGGACAGUAGGCCACCUGUGUCGGUUGAUCCAGCUCCAUCCACCACUGACAGAAGUGUUCCAUCAACCUCUAGUGAGUACCCAGCACACCAGUUAUCCUCUAAUUUUUUUCACUGUGUGGCUUACAGAGUAGAUUGUGUUCCACAAAGCAGUGCAGCUAAUAUAAUUAAACCACGUAAUUUAGAAUGUCACUCUGAUGUGCCUAAGACUUCAAGGAUGGAAAGAUCAAAUUUCCGUGAGAGAACUUUUCUAAGCACCAGUGUGUUUAAUGAUAAAGUCAGUAUAUCUGGCAAUAACAGCACAGGCUCGUUUACUGUGGCUCAGCCAUUUUUAUCCCUUAACACUGAAUUAGUUAGUAAUAUAAGUGGAUUGCCUCAAAGAUCUACAUCAAAAACAAUUGAUCAGGCAAAUCUGUCAGCAUUUAGAUGUAUACAGAAAAACCAAGAACAGCCUUCUGCUAAUCAGAAAUAUGAUCAUGGUGAACUACAGUCAGUUCUAACCAGUGAGUUUGUUCCCACCACUAGUGAGGCUGAAUCCCCACUUCUGGUUUCUGAAGAUACAAAAACUGUGUGGUAUGAGUAUGGUUGUGUAUGAUAAAUUGUAUUAUUAAAUAUAAAUAUAGUCUAAUAUGAGACAAAGGUGUUCUUCCCAAUGUCCACAGGAUUUAGAGAAAAUUUCUCUACAAUGAAAAAACAAUUUUUUGUUAGAUCUGUGGGUUGUUUUCGAAGAACAAUGACGUAGGGCUCAGAUAUGUACUCUAGCAUGUUUGAAUGUAAAAUGUAACCUCACCAAAGUUUGCAUGAAACAUUAAUUGCAGUGUAUAUAUAUUUUUGCAUGCCUUUCAAAGUCUUUAUAAUACAAGCUAUAUUUUUAUUUGUCAACACAUUACAAAUAUUUUGGUUUUAUUCUGUAUGUUAAUGAAUGCAUGUUAAACCAGUCGCAUGCUACAUUGCCAGAAACAGCACAGCGAGCAACAUAGUUUCCAGUAUAAAGAUAGUACUUUUUGGUUGUGCUCAUGCUUUCAGAUGUAUCAAUAACGCAUUCAUUGCAUAUUUGGAGUAAAAAUAUCCCCCCCUUCCCCCCCCCCAAGAAGCAUUUACAGAUCUCAGUGUCUUACCCUUUCCAUUUAUGCCAUGUCUUGGCAUAAAUGCACUUUGCACAAGGAGCAAGUUACAGCCUAAUAAAUUCAGUGCCCCUAGCUUGCACACUAAAUAUGAAUUACUGUUCAUGCUUAUUAAAGUGUUUGGACAUUAAUAAAUGCAAAGACCAUUCAUAAUCCUAAACUUAACUGAUAAUUCUUACGAAGAGGUAAUAAAUAGUCACAUGAUAUGCAGCACUUGUAAUGAAAAAAUGACCCUUUCCACCUUUUCCCUUUUGUAUGCUUUGUCUUUCCACGUCUGGUGUACAAAUGUGGUGAAAUGUAUGGUUUUAUGAGGAGUCAAAUAACAGAGUUAUUUGAGGCUCCUUUUGAUGUAUGGUAAU